Messenger RNA from Dentiscutata heterogama, 885 nucleotides. NCBI's taxonomy places the organism in Eukaryota, Fungi, Glomeromycota, Glomeromycetes, Diversisporales, Gigasporaceae. The record is from the annotation of a GenBank genome assembly.
AUGCCACCUAGACGCCCAAAAGCAAAAAAAGCAUCCAAUCCCUAUUUCAAAAAAAAAAAUUCUCCACCUACUACAUAUAUUUUUAGUGACAAAAUUCGUACUUCUUUUCCAGUCUAUGUUGAUGAGACUGGUACUAGAUUUUCGGCUUUCAUAAAAUUGACACCUCUCCAAAGUACUAAAAACAAACAAUAUCGAGAUAAAUAUAUUAAAUGGCGUUUAACCAAAGUUAAAUGCAUUUUCAAUCCAACUUACAAUAUAGAAGAUGGAAUUGAACAAAAGUUAUGCUCUUUACACAGUUUUCUAGAUCAUAACGAUGAGUUAUCUGAAGCUUCAUUUAAUAGUUUGGUCGCACACAAAAAAACCAAAGAACAUAAGACAUACGUUAACGCUGAGCAUAACUAUAUUGCCAGUGAGGCCCAAUGGUUUUCCACUCAAUCCACGCCACCGUCCAUGGCAACCAUAUGGUUCUUUGGAACCGUGUCUGGCUUUGCAAAAAAUCCAAAAAAUACAGAAGUAGGAGUAAUUUUGUUUGAAAGUAAUAUCCAAUAUAAAGAAACAGCAGUCGAACCGGUAGAUACCAUAAUAAAUGAUCAAUAUACAUUUUAUGGAAAUGGUGAAUUAGAGCUUAUAAGAAAGCGACCUGAAAUAACCAAUGAUUCUAUUGUAAAUAGAGAAAGGGUGCCUGAAAAUAAUAGUAGAGAGGACCAGGUACCUGAAAUAAUUGAGUUAUCAAGUGACGAAGAGGACAAAAUACCUGAAAUAAUUGAGAUAUCAAGUGAUGAAGAAAACCAGACACCUGAAGACGAACGGACACCCGAAAUAAUUGUGUUAUUAAAUAUUUUAAGAGAACAAACUCCUGAAACGGCUAUAAUUAAUGGUUUUUGA